AUGCAGUUAGAUUUACUUAGUAGUUUAAGGACUAAGAGACACUCUUUAUACUGCAUAUACACCGCCCUCUCCAAACCUGUCUCUCUUCCUGGAAUCCAUGAGUUCACUGCUAUGGGCCUGCUUGAUGACAGAGAGAUUGACUACUACAACAGUCAGGACAAGGUCAGGAUUCCAAGACAACACUGGAUGAAAGAGAGUCUGACAGCUGACUACUGGGAGAAAGGCACUCAGUCACGAAAGAGUAAAGAACAGUGGUUUAAAGUCAAUAUCCACAUUCUAAUGGAUCGUAUGAACCACAGUCCAUCAGAUCUUCAUGUCUUUCAGUGGAGACACGGCUGUGAGGCUGAGACACACUCUGAUGGAUCAGUAAGAUUUGUGAGUGGUGUUAGUCAGUACAGUUAUGAUGGUGAAGACUUCCUGUCUUUUAACUUGGACACUAUGCAGUGGGUGGCCCCAGUUCCUCAGGCCCUUCCCACCAAAAGGAAGUGGGAAGAUGUGCCCAUUCUCAACCAGUACACUAAGGGUUACCUUGAGAAGGAAUGUGUGUACUGGCUCUCCAAGUUCAUGAUUUAUGGUGAAAAGGACCUCAAGAAACAUUCUCCUCCUGAGGUUUAUGCUUUUGCAAAGAAAGCUAAAUCACCAGAGAAGCUGAUCCUGACCUGUAUGGCCACUGGCUUCUACCCCAAAGAUAUUACACUGCUCAUCAGAAAGAACCGUAUUCGACUGGAUGAGACAGAACCCCAGAAUGUCAUGCCAAACGGAGAUGGAACCUACCAGCUGAGGAAGAGUGUGGAGAUCCCUGAGUCUGAAAAAGCAGAUUAUGACUGUUCGGUGAACCACAGGACCCUGGACCAACCACAAAUUGCUAUUUGGGCUCCCCCUGACAUUUAUGCUUUUGCAAAGAAAGCUAAAUCGCCGGGAAAGCUGACCCUGACCUGUAUGGCCACUGGCUUCUACGCCAAAGAUGUGACCCUGCUCAUCAGAAAGAACCGUAUUCGACUGGCUGAGACAGAACCCCAGAAUGUCAUGCCAAACGGAGAUGGAACCUACCAGCUGAGGAAGAGUGUGGAGAUCCCUGAGGCUGAAAAAGCAGGUUAUGACUGUUGGAUAUGCGAUCCUCAAACAGACAACCUGGAGUACAAAAACUGGCACCUUAAGUUUAGACAGAACCAAAAGCACUAUUACCAGUAUGACUUGAAGUAUUCAGCUGUCAAUUUCCAUGUGGCCUGGUAUUGUGUCCUGCCUCCUCGUUCUGGCCAGGCCAACCAGAGACAGAGUGCCCCUUCCGGCCUGGCCAACCAGAGACGGAGAGCCCAAAUUUAA
This is a messenger RNA of Chanos chanos (milkfish), 1323 nucleotides long. RefSeq names its product major histocompatibility complex class I-related gene protein-like. Gene Ontology annotation, cellular component: external side of plasma membrane. The transcript is spliced from 7 exons. NCBI's taxonomy places the organism in Eukaryota, Metazoa, Chordata, Actinopteri, Gonorynchiformes, Chanidae. Gene Ontology annotation, biological process: immune response. The record is from RefSeq and is a predicted model, not a curated record. The coding region runs from base 1 to 1323 and encodes 440 amino acids.